UUUUAAUAAUAUAGGAAUUAAAAUGUUUUUCGAGUGAUAAGUCCCACGGUGACGGGGAACUCUCAUGAACGUUAACCUUUAUCAAACCCUAAUAUUUUGUUCCUUUAUUUGAGAAUUCUUCUCUUCUUCUAGCAUCAUCUUUCUCCUACCAUCGUCCAUCUCUUCUCUCUCUCGUCUCUGCAAAUCAAUUGUGUUUUUCUUCCCUUCUCCCACCGCCGUGUCCGCUGGUUUUUCCUGGAUCUGACCCGUAUCCGACACGGGUAAGUCACCCCCAAAUUGCCGAGUUCGGGUAACGAAGGUUGAAAUUAACAAUUUUCUUUGAUUGAUUCAGAAAUUAUGGUGUCUGGUUUAAUAAAUGCAAACCCUAUUGUGUACGAGAAGAAAGAGCGGCGGGUUCGUAACGAAGCAGCUGUACCUGAUGAAUACGCUGUUGAACCUAUUGACCAACUAGAAAUAUUUGAUCAUAUUAGAGAUAUAAAGGACCCUGAACAUCCCUAUUCUUUGGAAGAGCUUAAAGUAAUAACUGAAGAUGCUAUUGAAGUUGAUAACGAGCGAAGUUAUGUUAGGGUCACAUUUACUCCUACGGUUGAACAUUGCAGUAUGGCUACGGUUAUUGGUCUUUGCUUGAGAGUCAAACUUAUGAGGAGUCUUCCUUCUCGCUACAAGAUGGAUAUAAGGGUUGCACCUGGAACUCAUGCAACUGAAGCUGCAGUUAAUAAACAACUGAAUGAUAAAGAACGUGUUGCAGCUGCACUAGAAAACCCUAACCUUUUGGAUAUGGUUGAUGAAUGUCUGGCUCCAUCCUAUGCUUGAAUUUUUUAUUAUUACUAUACGUGGUGAACUAGAUUUGUUUUUCUUCAUACAAUAAACUUCACUUGUCUCUUUGUAUAUUUCAUUUUAUUCGUAUGAACUUCCCUACUUUGGUUCCUAAUUACGGAGUAAAGUUUGUAUUUUUUUAAGGCAUAAUGCCAAAAAUAGCCCCUAACAUUUGACUGAUUAGUCAAUUUGAUCCUUGUUCUUUUUUUUUUUAA
This is a messenger RNA of Gossypium arboreum, 1031 nucleotides long. RefSeq names its product protein AE7. The transcript has 5 exons. The record is from RefSeq and is a predicted model, not a curated record. Gene Ontology annotation, biological process: iron-sulfur cluster assembly. Bases 337 to 813 code for a protein of 158 amino acids. Lineage: Eukaryota; Viridiplantae; Streptophyta; Magnoliopsida; Malvales; Malvaceae.